GUGCGAGACCGCUCCUGUGAGAGGCUGCCCCCGCCCCUCCGCCCGCCCGCUCCCUCCCUCACGGCAGAGGUGCCGGGGGGGCGGGCACUGCUCCGGGAGCCAGGAGCCGGCCGGGCGCGGCGCGGGGAGGCGGAGGCGAGGCUGGGCCGGGGGUGGAGGAGGAGGAGGAGUAUAUCCCUGCGCCUGUGCGCGCCCGGUGCAGGCGAAGGCCGGACGAGCCAGCGGAGGGGCGGGUGGGGGACCGGCUGAGGUGGUUGUGGUGUGGCGGCAGCGGCCGGAAUGGAGGGCAGCGCUAGCUCCCGUGGCGGCAUAGUGGGGCAAGUGGCCUGUUAGGAGCCGGCGAGGGGGAAAAAAAAAUCCCGUGGCCGCCCUUCCCCGCAUUCACCUCCUCCCUCGCCUUCUCCGCCGCCUUCCCCGCCCGCUUGGAAGCAUGAACUGGCAGUGGAGGUGCUGCUCCUCGCCGCCGCCUCCCCGCCGGUGAGAGCGAGGAGGGAAGGAAGAUGGGGGCCGUCCUGCGCAGCCUACUUGCCUGCAGUUUUUGUUCCCUGAUGAGAGCUUCCCCGCUGUUGCUGUAUGCAAACCGACGGGAUCUGCGGCUGGUAGAUGCUGCCAACGGGAAGGAGAACGCCACGGUGAUUGUGGGGGGCUUGGAGGAUGCAGCAGCAGUGGACUUCGUGUUUGUUAAGGGGUUGAUAUACUGGAGUGAUGUCAGCGAAGAAGCCAUUAAACGAACAGAGUUCAAUAAAUCUGGGAACGUACAAAAUGUGGUCAUUUCUGGACUUCUGUCACCUGAUGGGCUGGCAUGUGACUGGCUGGGAGAGAAAUUAUACUGGACAGAUUCGGAAACAAAUCGAAUUGAAGUUUCUAACUUAGAUGGAUCACUGAGAAAAGUUUUAUUUUGGCAAGAAUUGGAUCAGCCCAGAGCGAUUGCCUUAGAUCCUGCAAGAGGGUUCAUGUAUUGGACAGACUGGGGAGAAGUGCCAAAGAUAGAACGUGCUGGGAUGGAUGGUUCAAGCCGCUCCGUUAUAGUUAACACGGACAUAUAUUGGCCAAAUGGACUGACGUUGGAUUAUGAGGAACAGAAACUUUACUGGGCAGAUGCUAAACUGAACUUCAUCCACAAGUCAAAUCUGGAUGGAAGUCAUAGGCAAGCAGUGGUUAAAGGCUCCCUUCCCCAUCCCUUCGCUCUGACGCUGUUUGGGGACACGUUGUACUGGACUGACUGGAACACGCACUCGAUCUUGGCCUGCAGCAAGUACUCUGGGGAGGACCUGCGUGAAGUACAUUCCAACAUCUUCUCUCCCAUGGAUAUCCAUGCUUUCAGCCAGAAGAGGCAGCCAAAUGCUACAAACCCAUGUGGAAUUAAUAAUGGUGGCUGCUCCCACUUGUGUUUGAUGUCUCCUACCAAGCCCUCUUAUCAGUGUGCAUGUCCCACUGGUGUGAAACUUCUUGAGAAUGGCAAGACCUGCAAAGAUGGUGCCACUGAGCUGCUGCUUCUAGCGCGGCGGACAGACCUGAGGCGGAUUUCCUUGGACACCCCUGAUUUUACCGAUAUCGUUCUGCCCCUGGAGGACAUCCGCCACGCCAUCGCCAUCGACUUCGACCCUCUGGAGGGAUACAUCUACUGGACUGACGAUGAGGUCAGGGCCAUCCGCCGCUCCUUCAUCGAUGGCUCAGGCAGUCAGUUUGUUGUCACAGCGCAGAUUGCGCAUCCCGACGGUAUCGCUGUGGACUGGGUCGCUCGGAACCUGUACUGGACAGACACCGGCACAGACCGCAUUGAAGUCACAAGGCUAAAUGGCACCAUGAGGAAAAUCCUGAUCUCAGAAGACCUGGAAGAACCCAGAGCUAUUGUGCUGGAUCCCAUGGUUGGGUACAUGUAUUGGACAGACUGGGGAGAAAUCCCAAAGAUCGAGAGGGCAGCAUUAGAUGGCUCAGACAGAACUGUGCUGGUGAACACCUCGCUUGGCUGGCCUAAUGGACUGGCUUUGGAUUAUGCAGAAAGCAAGAUAUACUGGGGAGAUGCCAAAACAGACAAAAUAGAGGUCAUGAAUGCUGAUGGAACUGGGAGAAAAGUUCUGGUGGAGGACAAGCUGCCUCACAUCUUCGGAUUCACGUUGCUGGGGGACUACGUUUAUUGGACAGACUGGCAGAGACGCAGCAUUGAACGUGUGAAUAAGCGCACAGCAGAGAGAGAGAUCAUCAUAGAUCAGCUUCCUGAUCUGAUGGGCCUGAAAGCUACAAAUGUGCAUCAGAUCAUUGGUAUAAACCCGUGUGCCGAGGAUAACGGUGGUUGCAGCCACCUGUGUCUGUACAGGCCCCAAGGCCUUCGCUGUGCUUGCCCCAUAGGCUUGGAGCUCAUCAGUGAUAUGAAGACCUGCAUUGUGCCAGAAGCUUUCCUGCUCUUCUCUCGGAGAGCAGAUAUCAGGAGAAUCUCUUUAGAAACCAACAACAACAAUGUUGCCAUUCCGCUCACGGGAGUCAAGGAAGCUUCUGCCCUGGAUUUUGAUGUGACAGACAAUCGGAUCUACUGGACUGACAUUUCACUGAAGACCAUCAGCAGAGCAUUCAUGAAUGGCAGUGCACUGGAACAUGUGGUGGAGUUUGGCUUGGAUUACCCUGAAGGCAUGGCUGUAGACUGGCUGGGGAAGAAUUUGUACUGGGCUGACACUGGAACCAACCGGAUAGAGGUGUCCAAGCUGGAUGGGCAGCACCGCCAGGUGUUGGUGUGGAAAGAUCUGGACAGUCCUCGUGCACUGGCGUUGGACCCUGCUGAGGGGUUUAUGUACUGGACUGAAUGGGGUGGUAAGCCAAAGAUUGACCGAGCUGCUAUGGAUGGCAGUGAGAGGACCACCUUGGUACCCAAUGUGGGACGUGCCAAUGGCUUAACAAUUGACUAUGCUAAACGACGUCUCUACUGGACCGACCUCGACACCAACCUGAUAGAGUCCUCCAACAUGUUAGGCCUUGACCGUGAGAUUAUAGCUGAUGACUUGCCUCACCCUUUUGGCUUGACUCAGUACCAGGAUUACAUUUACUGGACAGACUGGAGCCGGCGCAGCAUCGAACGAGCCAACAAGACCAGUGGCCAGAACAGAACUAUCAUCCAAGGGCACCUGGAUUAUGUAAUGGACAUUUUGGUCUUCCAUUCCUCCAGACAGGCAGGCUGGAAUGAGUGUGCUUCUAGCAACGGUCACUGCUCUCACCUCUGCUUAGCAGUCCCUGUUGGUGGUUUUAUCUGUGGCUGUCCAGCUCACUAUUCCCUCAACUCCGACAACAGGACCUGUAGUGCUCCUACAACCUUUCUGUUGUUCAGUCAGAAGAAUGCAAUUAACCGCAUGGUGGUAGAUGAGCAGCAGAGUCCAGACAUCAUACUCCCCAUCCACAGCCUAAGGAACGUUCGAGCCAUUGACUACGACCCCCUGGAGAAGCAGCUCUACUGGAUUGACUCUCGGCAGAACAUCAUCCGGAGGGCACAGGAGGACGGCAGCCAGAGCCUGACUGUGGUGACAAGUCCAGUUCCCAACCAGAACCUGGAUAUGCAGCCCUAUGACCUGAGCAUUGACAUCUACAGCCGCUAUAUCUACUGGACCUGUGAAGCUACCAAUGUGAUCAAUGUCACCCGCCUGGAUGGGAGACCCUUGGGAGUGGUGCUCAAAGGAGAUCAGGAUAGGCCCAGGGCCAUUGUGGUGAAUCCAGAGAAAGGGUACAUGUAUUUCACCAACCUGCAGGAAAGGUCUCCUAAAAUCGAGAGGGCAGCACUGGAUGGAACUGAACGGGAGGUGCUUUUUUUCAGUGGCUUGAGCAAGCCUAUAGCCUUAGCCCUCGACAGCCAACUGGGCAAGUUGUUCUGGGCUGACUCCGACCUGCGCAGAAUUGAGAGCAGCGACCUGUCAGGUGCUAACCGGAUCGUGUUGGAGGACUCCAAUAUCCUGCAGCCUGUGGGCCUGACUGUGUUUGAGAACUGGCUGUACUGGAUCGACAGGCAGCAGCAGAUGAUCGAGAAGAUCGACAUGACCGGACGGGAAGGGCGCACCAAGGUCCAGGCUCGGAUUGCACAGCUCAGUGACAUCCACGCUGUGAAGGAGCUCAACCUUCAGGAGUACAGACAACAUCCUUGUUCUCAAGACAAUGGUGGCUGCUCGCACAUUUGCAUUGUGAAGGGUGAUGGCACCACACGCUGCUCUUGCCCCGUGCACCUUGUUCUGUUGCAAGACGAGCUGUCUUGUGGAGAACCACCAACAUGCUCUCCUCAGCAGUUCACCUGUUUCACAGGUGAGAUUGACUGCAUUCCGGUCGCCUGGCGCUGUGAUGGGUUCACCGAAUGUGAAGACCACAGUGAUGAGAAGAACUGCCCAGUGUGCUCAGACAGCCAGUUCCAGUGUGAGAGUGGGCAGUGCAUAGACAGUGCCCUCCGUUGCAAUGGAGAAGCAAACUGCCAGGACAACUCGGAUGAGAAGAACUGUGAAGUGCUCUGCUUAACCGAUCAGUUCCGCUGUGCCAGUGGGCAGUGCAUUGGGAAAAGCAAGAAGUGUGAUCACAACCUGGACUGCAGUGACAGCUCGGAUGAACAAGGGUGCUACACGACAGAGGAGCCUGCCCCCCAGCCCAACAACACGAUAGGCUCCAUCAUUGGGGUGAUCCUCACCGUGUUUGUGGUUGGAGCAAUGUACUUCAUCUGCCAGAGGGUGCUGUGCCCACGCAUGAAGGGAGAUGGUGAAACAAUGACCAACGAUUAUGUGGUGCAUGGACCAGCCUCUGUACCUCUUGGAUAUGUGCCUCACCCAAGCUCUUUAUCAGGGUCUCUUCCUGGGAUGUCCCGAGGGAAAUCUGUGAUCAGUUCCCUCAGCAUUAUGGGAGGGAGCAGCGGGCCACCCUAUGACAGGGCUCAUGUCACCGGAGCCUCUUCCAGCAGUUCUUCAAGUACCAAAGGCACUUACUUUCCUCCUAUUUUGAACCCACCACCAUCCCCAGCUACCGAACGCUCCCAUUACACCAUGGAAUUCGGUUACUCUUCAAACAGCCCCUCCACUCACAGAUCCUACAGCUAUCGGCCUUACAGCUACCGGCACUUCGCGCCGCCCACGACGCCCUGCAGCACGGACGUGUGUGACAGCGACUACGCCCCCAGCCGCCGGGUGACAGCAGCGACGGCGGCCAAGGGCUACACCAGCGACCUGAACUACGACUCGGAGCCCGUGCCCCCGCCGCCCACGCCGCGCAGCCAGUACCUGUCGGCGGAGGAGAACUACGAGAGCUGCCCGCCCUCGCCCUACACGGAGCGCAGCUACUCUCACCACCUCUACCCACCGCCCCCGUCCCCCUGCACGGACUCCUCAUGAGGGGCAGCACCCCCACCCCCUUCUCUGCCUCUGCCCUGGGAAGUGUAAAUAUCCAAGUGUUCUGCUGGGGAGCUCUCGGCCGUGGCUGAGGUAGGACAGUGUACAGUUAAAAGUUAUUGAAUGGGGUGGAGGAACGCUGAAGAUGUUUGUACAGAAGAAAAGAGACAGAAAAAAAUAAAAGGAUAUUUAUAUAUUUUCUUAACCAGCAACUGCUGCUUGUGCCAUAAGAAGAAAAAAUUUUUGUAUAAAAGAACCCAGACGUUUGUACAAAAAGUGUUUAUUUUUGCAAAUGGAACACAAAAACAUGCCUUAAAUCCAGUUAAGUGACUCAGCACAUAAGGAAGUGGAAGGACCGGGAUGUGUCACUUGUCCAGCGAGGUGAGCUGUGGGGGUUUGUCAAUACCAAAAAUGUUUAAAGUAAUGGAGAAUAAAGAAGUCUGCCUCAGAGCAGCAUACCAUAGAUACUUGGAAGUAGCCAAAUAACCUCUAUGUUAACUACAGAGGGCCAGCAACUGAAGUUAAACUUGAAAACGCAAUCAGGACAGAUCUGAACCUUACACAAAGGGCUUUGUUUUCUACAGGAACACAGCGAUGGUAGCAGUGAAUCCACAAAAACAAUCACUACUUUAAGUUAAUGCACCUCUGCUUUUACUUAAUGAACUUACCAAACUAGAGCCUUUAGAGCUUUCUCCCUGCUUCUGGAAUUUCAUUCAGUUUUAUCUGCUCUAUUUUAAAGUUGGUGUUUCUUUCCCCUCCUUUUUAGCUUUUCUCAUCAUCUUCUACAUCUUUUCUUCCUGCUCUUGUCACUUUAAAUCACCAUAUCCUUAUUUAAAGUACUGCUAGAACUGGGCUGCUGUAAAUUCUCCUUUUUUUUUUUUCUCUUCCAAUUAGCCUCCUCAUGCAGCCAGUAGGGGUAGGAUUCCCUCCUUCAUUUACCAGUGCAGUAGGAUUCUGUUUUAUACCAGCCAGUUUGAACAGAAAGAGAAAUAAGCUGAAAAUGGGGCAUAGACCUUCAAUUCUGUUACCAGAAUUAGUGACAAGUAGUUCUUGCUAGUGCUGCCACUAGUCUGAAGAUCUGGAGCCUCCCUUGAUUUCAUCUCCAAGGAAAACUGUGGCAUUGGGAUGCCAGCUGUAAUAAAGGGUCUUACCUGAGGAAACUUUAAAAAGCCUUGGUGGUCUCCAGGCUAUUACAGCUGAUCUCUGGAUCUGAUAUGCCAAGGCUUUUUUUUCCCAGCUCUAUUGUAGGUAUCUAGGAAUUGUGUUGGCCGUUACUCUGGCUCUUCCUUGCUGGUGAAGAAUCUUGCUGAUGUUCUCCAGCAGCAUAAAUUAUGAUGAGGGUAUUAUGAACUAUAAGGGAAACCAUUGAUAUGAAGGGGGGGAGGGCAGGUGUGUCAGAGUGGAGGUUGCUGAGGCUGGCACGCCGAUGAGAGUUAGAAACUUCUCUGUUUACAUUUUUUCACGUGCAACAUUCCAUGUGGGGUUCACAUGUGGAAACUUGCACUAAUGAACUCAGAAGAAUCUUACAUUGUUGUCUCUCAGUCCAAGUGCUUGUACUGCGAUGGCAAUGGGCUCUUCUUGCAAAAUACUUUUUUCACUGUGCCAAUGUCUGUUUGAAAAACUGUGAGGUGGUUGAGCUUAAGGAGCAGUGGUAUCCUCUUUCUGCUGCAGCUGGGCUGACUCACUGGGGCUUCCUCCUGGAAAGGGGACUUCCUGCAGGUAAAUUGCUAACUGUGUUAAUUCCAGCGAGUGUUUUCUCAGCAUACGGAUCAUGCUGCCUGCUUUCAGUGCUAGUUUGUCCACACAAACCUCAGCUGAAGUCAAUGGAGUGAACAUAAAAUUCAGGGUAGGAUUUGGUCAAGUCUUUCUCUUAGGUACGUUUCAGUUCCUGCAUCAGGGAUUUUGGGUCACCUGUCUUUAAGAGGUCAAUGUGAAGAGGGGCAAAUUGCACAGACUGUUUUCCCACUGAAGAUGACCAGCAUAGAAAGCAGACUGUUUCUCAUCUAGCCUAACCAAAGAAUGUAUUAAUUGGGAAGCUGUGAUCUGCCUUUGCAAGUCCAUAUAUUUUUCCCAGUGAACGUGGAGUAAAAGUUUGAAAGAGUUGAUGAUCUUUGAAGUUCCUCUUAGGCUAAUCUCCAGAUUACAAAAGCAGUGAUGCAGCCAGUAUGCACACCUGGCAUGGGAAUGGACCCUAGACUGAAUGAACAUUGAGACUAAACAAGUUCUCUGGUUUUCUCCACCACUGAACCACUUGUUCUCCACUUCCCUCAGUGGAAGCCACGCUUCCUGCCUCUUCUCAGACCACCCAGAUGUCAGAACUGUAGAUGACACACACGUGUCAGUGCAGGAGAUGCUUGAGUGGGUUUGCCACACAAGUGUAGAAGUGGUCUCGUUGAUGUCAUUGAAGCUGCUCCUUGUCUUUUAAGAUAAGCAUAAAUGUCCUCAUCUUACAGCAUCAGAUUCACACACAGUGAGGUAUUUGCUCAUUGUGCAUCUUCUCCUCCGUGUAGACACCUGGGGAGUGUUCUUAGCUGGCAAAUUAGCUAUGGAAGUAGCUGGCAUGUCACUUAGGAGAGAAACAGACUUCUGUAGUUUGAAAACAAAACAAAAAUAGACAAUGCAGCAGAGUUUGUUGCAAACUUAUCUUUGCAUGUUUCACAGGAGCUUGGCACAGAAUGGUUUAGCUUGGAAGGGCCCUUAAAGAUCAUUUAAUUCCAGCACCCCUGCCAUGACCAUAUUUAAAUGGUGACAUUAAUGAGACCUAACCUUGCAUUUUAAAAGUAUACCUGCCAUGUCACACCUUCCUAAGGGGCACUCUUCUUUCCUCCCCUGCUUUUGGAUACCAGCAUCUUCACUUGAAACGAUCUUAGAUCCAAGAAGUGGAAUGUGCACAUAGCAUUUGCAUUGGAAAGAGAGAAUGGGCUCCAUUCAUGGCAAUUCAUGCAACAUCAAAUAAAAUAUUUACAGUAAUGCAAAAUAUGCAAAUGAACCAGCUGAUAUCAAAGGAUUCAUGUUGCUGCCAGAUGGAACUCUCAGUGUUUUAAAUUCCAAAUGACUGCCACAACGUUUUCCCUCCACGUGCAGGUACAAGCUUAUCUGCAGGUACGCAGAUCUUUUGAUAACAUGAAUUUACACAAAGCUCAUCGUGUUCCUGCUUGCACAUUUGAUAUGCCCCCACUAGCAGAUUCAGAGUGCCACUGCUGGGUGCUGUCCUCCUGUCUCACGUGGCUGGCUAAGGUGAAGCAUAGACAACAGAACACUUGCUACGUUAUACUCAAGUAGUGAACGCUGUGUGAAGGAGCAGCAUUGCAUUUUGCACUUUGCCCCUGGGUUUGGAAUCCCAUUUGACAGAUGAGUAAAAGCUCCUGCACAAAAAAAUCAAUUUGUUGUAGUCCUGGCAUAACUAUGAGGAAACUUGCACCUAAACAGCUUGACAUGGCAGGUGCCUGCAAGUGAAGGUGUGUGCAGAGAAUCCCUUUUUAUUGCACUAAUGGCCCUUGGUGGUGUUCUCCUCUCCAUUUGUGCAUUGCUUCUCUGUUUAUUACAGCCCAUUCUCUAGAAAUGGCUUCUUUGGUGAGUUUUAGGCAGGUUGUUUUAUUUGAAAGCAGUGCUAAGCCUAUGCUAAGCUGAAGGAAAGGCCGCUGUCUUAAAAGUAGUAUUUCCAUUCCUCAUUGGUUAGCUGAUCAAUGGCUGAAUUAACUGAUACCUGCCAUUUGUGGGGGAACUGCAUGAACUCCAGAGCUCUCUGGGCCCUAAUCGCUUCUUCCCCCUGACAUUUUUGCUUUGUCACCAAUAUUAUGACAUACAGAAUCUGCUUUUGAAGGUGUGCUGUGCAUGGAGCAGCUUACUUACUGUUUCUGCAACAAGAACAUAGCUGGGUUGUUUGGGUUUCAAAAAGUAAUGUGAAUUUUGUUAAUCCAAAACUACUUCCUUGAUUAGCCAUGAGAUUUUUUUUAAGUGCAGUUACUGCUUGAAAAUUAAAUGUUAGGAAUGGCCUAAAACUUGAAAAAGACUGCAAAACAUUCAGUUUCUUUCUACAAAAUAACUAAAACACAGCAGUGAUCCCAAAGGAGCAGUUUUCUCUUCCAUCUUUACACAGGGCAGCUGAGUGGAUGAUGCCAGUGGAGCAUUUAUAGGGACUGGGUGUUCCGCUCCAAGACUGUGCCAGGCAGGGUGAGUAAACUGCCCAUACUCAGUUCAGGCCAGAGAUUGUCUUGGUAGCAGGCAGCAUGAUUGUUACCGUGAAACUCUUGAGGAGCAGGCUUGUUCCUCUAUUUUAAGUGAACAAGGAAUGGCUUUGAAGUCCUGAUUCAAAUGGCUGCAGCCUUAAGCCAGACAGUUAAGAGUCAGCCAGGGGAAAUUAAAAUGUCUUUUUGUAAAGAUGAUACCACGAGGCUUAAGCUGAACCAGCCUUGUUUGCAAGUGAAGGAUCUGGUGCUGCUUUCAGAUUUUUAAUGUUAUGUUUUGUUUUGGGUUUUUUUGUAAGCUUUAAUCCCUGUUUGUCAUUGUCUUAAAGCUAGCUGGUGUCUAUUGUUCAUCAACUUUGGUACGAUAGUGCUUUGCAAGGAUGUAUUUAUAUUAUAAUGACCAAUAUUUGGUCAGCCCUAAUCACUCAUUCACUAACUUUGUUGUGUUUGUUUUGAUUUGGUUUGAUUUUUGUUUUGUUUUCUUUGUAAAAUAAAGUGCUCUACUUGUCAGGUGUAUAUAAACCUUGUACAAAGACCCUGUCCAAUUAUUGCUAUAAACUGAGUUGUAACAAAGGAAAUGUUGAUUUUUAUAAUAAAACUAAGAGUGAAAAAAGGA
Pogoniulus pusillus (Red-fronted tinkerbird) is the source of this 10142-nucleotide messenger RNA. It is a transcript of the gene LRP6, whose product is annotated as LDL receptor related protein 6. The record is from RefSeq and is a predicted model, not a curated record. The coding region runs from base 501 to 5342 and encodes 1613 amino acids. NCBI's taxonomy places the organism in Eukaryota, Metazoa, Chordata, Aves, Piciformes, Lybiidae. The transcript is spliced from 24 exons. Gene Ontology annotation, molecular function: Wnt-protein binding; Wnt receptor activity. Gene Ontology annotation, biological process: Wnt signaling pathway involved in somitogenesis; receptor-mediated endocytosis involved in cholesterol transport; chemical synaptic transmission.